Messenger RNA from Salarias fasciatus (jewelled blenny), 918 nucleotides. Its product is annotated as olfactory receptor 11A1-like. The transcript has a single exon. Gene Ontology annotation, molecular function: G protein-coupled receptor activity; olfactory receptor activity; odorant binding. NCBI's taxonomy places the organism in Eukaryota, Metazoa, Chordata, Actinopteri, Blenniiformes, Blenniidae. Gene Ontology annotation, biological process: detection of chemical stimulus involved in sensory perception of smell; G protein-coupled receptor signaling pathway. The coding region runs from base 1 to 918 and encodes 305 amino acids. Gene Ontology annotation, cellular component: membrane. The record is from RefSeq and is a predicted model, not a curated record.
AUGAACUCCAGCCAGCCGUCACACUUCACACUCAGCGGUUACUUUGACGUCGGCCUGUUGAAAUACUUGUGUUUCGUCUUGCUGCUGUGUCUGUACCUGCUGAUCAUCGGAGCCAACCUGCUGCUGAUCCUGGUGAUCUGUGUGAACAGAACCCUUCAUGAGCCCAUGUACCUGUUCCUGCUCAGCCUGUUUGUCAACGAGCUGUACGGCAGCAGCUGCAUGUUUCCACUGCUCCUGGUCCAGGUCCUGUCUGACUCUCACACCGUGUCUGUUCCGCUCUGCCUGCUGCAGAUCUACUUGCUGUACUCCUACAGCGGUGUGGAGCUGUUUAACCUGGCCGCCAUGUCGUACGACCGGUACGUGGCCAUCUGCUGCCCGCUGCAUUACCACCGAGCGAUGACGAGCAGGAGGGCGGUCGUGCUGAUCGCGCUGGCCUGGCUGCUUCCCGUGCCGCUCUGCGUCAUCAUGGUGUGCAUGAGCUCGUCUCUGCAGCUCUGUGGAAACAUCAUCCACAAAGUGUACUGCGACAACUACCUGGUGGUGAGACUGUCCUGCCACGACACCAGGCCCAUCAACGUCUACGGACUGCUCCUCAACUCCACCGUCAUCUCCACCACCGUCGUCCUGAUCUUCUACUCCUACAGCAGGAUCAUCAGCGUGUGCGUCUGGAGUUCCGCAGAGACCCGGCAGAAGGCCCUCAGUACCUGCUCGCCCCAGAUGGCCUCGCUCAUUAACUUCACCUGCGGGUCCAGCUUCGAGCUGCUGUCCAGCCGCUUCGACCUGGACGGGAUUCCCGAGGUGCUGCGAGUCCUCCUGUCGCUGUACUGGCUGCUCUGCCAGCCGCUCUUCAACCCCUGCAUGUACGGCCUCAAGAUGUCCAGAGUCCGGCUGGCCUGCAGGAAGCUGCUGUCCACUUGA